AUGGAAAAUAUUCUGUUAAGUGAUCUCUUCAAUGGAUAUAACCCACAAAUUAAACCAGUGAAAAAUCACUCUGACGAUGCAUUAGUAGGAGUGCAGUUGAUCCCAUUUCUUAUAAGAAAAGUGGAUGAAAAGUUACAGACAUUUUCUACAUCGCUGUGGGUUGGUUAUUAUUGGAGAGACGAAAACUUACAGUGGAACCCCAAUAAUUACAGUGGAAUAACAGGACUCCGUGUCAAUAUAGAUCAAAUCUGGAUACCAGGAAUAUGUAUCGUAAACGAACUCACUGACCAAAAGUGUUUAAACUUUGACGAAAAGGGAAUGGCUUUUAUAAUGCCUGACGGAUAUGUGUUUUACAACAAACCAAUGGAGAGCACGAUACAGUGUAUACUGGACAUAUCGGCCUAUCCUUUUGACGAACAAGUUUGUACAUACAUUUUUUACCCUUAUUCAACCGUAGCUCAUAACUUUUUGUACAUAGAAAAGGAGACAUAUAUUGUUUUAAGAUAUUUCCAACCAAACGAAGAAUGGGAAGUAAAAUCAACCUCCAAAUCGUUCACUAUAGAUGCCAGUACUCCCGAUUGGCCCGUUCAAACAGCGCGUCUUAGCAUUGUUCUAAAACGUCGCCCUUACUACGUUAUAAUAAACGUAUUUGUUCCGAUUUUCAUUUUGUCCAUCUUAAACCUCAUGACCUUCCUAUUACCAGUAGAAUCAGGAGAAAAGAUGGGAAUGACCUUGGCGAUAUUUCUCACAUUUGCCGUUUUUGUUACCCUCAUCAGUGACUCCAUGCCCAAGUCCUCUGACAACUUGUCAUUUUUCGGUAACUACGUGGCAGGACAGUUGAUCAUAAGUGGAAUAACAAUCGUUUUGGAGACCAUUGUAAUCAAAGUUUAUCUGAAGGAAAGUGCGCCACCAGUUGAGACCGGAAACAAGGACUCUCUCAAUAAACACCAGGAAUGUAAACAACAUGAUCCUGAUCGAUGGAAACGGUUUGCCGAGAAAUUAGAACGAUAUUUUUUUGGUUUUGUUAUUUUCGUUACUUUUUCAGCAGGCUUGUAUUUAGUAUUAGGCUUCACUGUGAUGCGUCGAACAGUCACGCAUUGA
Messenger RNA from Ostrea edulis (European flat oyster), 1101 nucleotides. Its product is annotated as acetylcholine receptor subunit beta-type unc-29-like. Gene Ontology annotation, molecular function: extracellular ligand-gated monoatomic ion channel activity; neurotransmitter receptor activity; transmembrane signaling receptor activity. The coding region runs from base 1 to 1101 and encodes 366 amino acids. Gene Ontology annotation, biological process: regulation of membrane potential; nervous system process; monoatomic ion transmembrane transport. The record is from RefSeq and is a predicted model, not a curated record. The transcript has a single exon. Gene Ontology annotation, cellular component: neuron projection; membrane; synapse. NCBI's taxonomy places the organism in Eukaryota, Metazoa, Mollusca, Bivalvia, Ostreida, Ostreidae.